This is a messenger RNA of Lactuca saligna, 903 nucleotides long. NCBI's taxonomy places the organism in Eukaryota, Viridiplantae, Streptophyta, Magnoliopsida, Asterales, Asteraceae. The record is from the annotation of a GenBank genome assembly.
AUGCAUGCUAUUCCUCUUAGUAUUGUUUAUCCUAAUGCAUCUUCCAAGGGGGAGAUUCCUCAAGGAACCAAUAGUGACAUUGAGUCUAAUGAUGACCAGCUCAAUCCUAGAAAAAGUAAGGCUUCCUUCUCAGGGGGAGCAAAUGAUGUUGAACUUGGAAGUUCCUCUACCGCUGGUGGUUCUUCAGCCCCUCCUCCCAUUAAAUGCAAAUUAAUAGUUCAAACAAGAAAUGAUGAAUGUCAAUCUAUCAAGCUUGCUCAGAACCUUGCAUUAGCUGAUGCUCAAAAGACCAAUACUCAACAUUUCAAUAUUGAUUUGGCCAAACAAAACAGAGUCUCUAAGUUGGAUGAUCGAACCAAUCGGAGGAAAUUUAGGAAUGUUUUAGGUCAAAGAUACCAACAUGAUCCCAUCAUCAAAUUUAGAUGCACCAAACUCAAGAAUGAAUCUCUCAAAUUGCAUCUGGUCGUGGACAAGGAAGAGUCAGAGUUCUUUAAAAGAAGGAUUGAAGAAGCUUGGAAAUUGGUUGUUAUUCUCUUCAAAGAGUCAUCUCAUUGUGCUCGCCCUCAAGGAGGUUCAAAGAAGAGAUAUUCUUUUAAGUCGUUUAUGGCAUGCAAACCAAGCGUGUAUGAAGAACGUUGUGAUCCAAAGGGCCAAGACCUUAUUUGUUGGGAAAGAAUAUGUCGGACCUUGGGAGAUGGCGCGAUGGCUAAUAUGUCUUGGGAAGAUUUUUUCAAGCGUAUCAACCCAAAGUAUUUUGCUCCUAGUGACAUUGAGAAGAUGGUGGAUAAGUUGUUUGACUUGAAAAAGGUAGAGUUAACCAUGGAUCAAUAUGCAAAGGAGUAUUCAGAUUGGAUGUUGUUUAUUGGGCAUAUCCUUCCGACUGAAAGGGGUCGUAUAUAUUAG